GGCUGCAUCGAGCAAAACUUGACAAAACACAAUCUGGUCCAUUCUGAUAUAUAUGAGAAAAGUCAUUCCUAGUUGUGUUUUACUAACUUUUGUUUUCUCUAUAAAUAGCUUAAGAUGAGAUUCCAACAUCCUCAAAUUAAAGCAGCAAAUUCAAAGAAACAUACAUACAAUGGCCUUUUGCAAAGUUGGUAUCCUUUCCCUCCUCCUAUUGUCCGGUAUAUUUCUGCUAGGAAUUGAGGUGGAAUAUGGAAAUGCACAAAAAAUGUGUCUCCAAGUUUGUGACCCUGAAGUGGCUUACAUGACUUGUCCCUCUUCUGGAGAUGAGAAAAUGAGUGAUGUAUGCGUCAAUUGUUGCACAGCAGCUGUAGGCUGUAAGCUUUUCCGCUCUGAUGGAUCGUUCAUUUGCACCGGAACUCCUGAAUAAAUAUAUCGCAUCCUUGUCAAAAUAUAACGAUUAAAGUCUUUAUUAUUCGUAUUUGUGUGUAAUAAGGCCUGAGUUAUUACUCUGGUAGUUUUUAAUAAUACUAAUCUCUUUAUACGUGCGUAGAACGUGUAUUUCAUAUUAUUUGUUUUAUGGAUUAUAUGUACUCAAUAGUUAAUUCACAUAUAUUUGAAAAUCAAUUGAUUUAGUUAUUAAUUGCAA
Molecule: messenger RNA, 643 nt
Organism: Capsicum annuum
Lineage: Eukaryota; Viridiplantae; Streptophyta; Magnoliopsida; Solanales; Solanaceae
Product: proteinase inhibitor PSI-1.2-like
Exons: 2
Coding region: 170-424 (84 amino acids)
Molecular function (GO): serine-type endopeptidase inhibitor activity
Source: RefSeq, a predicted model, not a curated record